This is a messenger RNA of Branchiostoma belcheri (Belcher's lancelet), 2444 nucleotides long. Its product is annotated as folliculin-like. Gene Ontology annotation, molecular function: GTPase activator activity. The coding region runs from base 305 to 1852 and encodes 515 amino acids. NCBI's taxonomy places the organism in Eukaryota, Metazoa, Chordata, Leptocardii, Amphioxiformes, Branchiostomatidae. Gene Ontology annotation, cellular component: cytosol. Gene Ontology annotation, biological process: positive regulation of TORC1 signaling; positive regulation of transforming growth factor beta receptor signaling pathway; negative regulation of transcription by RNA polymerase II. The record is from RefSeq and is a predicted model, not a curated record. The transcript is spliced from 10 exons.
UGUGUCCAGUCACGUGAAGUUAGUGAUGUUUAGUCAUAGCCACAGGAUCAGAUGUUUUUGACAGCAGUUCUGGGGAAGUAAGGUGAUAUUCCUACUUCAACUCGCUUUAUUUUGUGGAAGGGAAGUGGCUAUAGUGUGUGAGGGGAGCCGUGGUACGCCUGUGGUAUAAUUUCUGUGCGGCGUUCAACGGUUGUGUCGUUACUGGUAACUUCCUGCAAAGGCUAGGCAAGAAAAAUAUUUGUCCAGCAACAUGAAAUUAUGACCAAAGUUUGUCCAUUCUGAAUGACGCGAGUUUUGAUGGAAGAUGAACGCGAUCAUCGCGCUGUGCCACUUCUGUGAGCUGCACGGUCCCAGCGUGCUGUUCCACACACAGGCCUUCCACUCCAGGGAGCCGCAGGCCUGCAGAUCAGUGCCCUCAGGGCAUCCAGGUUUCAUCAGCAAAGACCCAGACACCAAGAUCAGCUAUGUGAGCAGCCAGUACCCAGAACAUCCCCAACUCUUCAGUAUCGUCAGACAGGCUUGUGUCCGCAGUCUCAGCUGUGAGGUGUGCCCUGGGCGAGAAGGUCCCAUAUUUUUCGGAGAUGAUCACUGGGGUCAUGUGUUCAGCCACACCUUCUUCAUCAAGGACAGCCAGGCCCGAGGCUUCCAGCGCUGGUACUCCAUCAUCGUCGUCAUGAUGGACAAAAUCUACCUGAUCAACUCAUGGCCCUUCUUAGUCAAGCACAUAGGAGAGAUCAUCAGUAAGCUACAGGACAAGGCAAUUAAGGUAUAUGAUCAGGAGCAGAACCAGUGUCCAGAGAGAGCCAGGAGAAUGAACGAGUCCUUUAUGGCACCAGGGGAUUUCUUUCGCCGGCAGCGUGGUGGGGAUCACUUCAGGUCACUUGUCACACUCACAAAAGAUGAUGGUUUAUUCAAGUGGCUGCACCAGUGGUUUGUCUGGGUGCUGAAGGCUGGAGGAAACAGGAUGACAGAGAAACUGCUGGAAGGGCCUCCAACAGAAGAUGUGCUAAUAGACAUGGAGAAGCAGGAAGAAACGGAAGAAGGUUUCAUUAAGAUCAACACCAAGCCUAUUCCAAGCCCUGACCAACCCACAGCUACUGAAGAGGUACAACAGACAUCCCCACCAGAGACAGAGGAGGCUGGUGCAGAGGGGGACACAGACAGUACAGCUCCUGUAUUCACAUCCUUAAGACACUUCAGACAAGUAAUUGGCAGUCAAGGGUUCCAUGCUAUUGCACACCAUAUCCUGAUCGGUAAUCAGGUCAUCAUCCGAGGAGAGAAAAGAGCCACAAUGGAAUCAAUCAUCAAUGUUUUGAAGUCAUUACUACCAAUGGGAUGCUGCCGACUGGUUCCGUACAGCGCCACCUAUGAGGACUCCUGGAAGUGCAACUUCCUGGGUCUCCCACUUGUGGCACAGAUUCCUGCACACGUCAUGUCAUCAGAGUACUACGUCAUCAUUGAUGUGCUAUCACCAGCAAAAGUGCAACAGACACUGGAACCUGAUGUGUUCUUUCAGUACUCCUUCCUCAUGACCACAAAGGCUCAGUUACCAGAGAAAGGUCCUGCCAUCCUACAGAAGAUAGAACUUGCCCUGGAGAAUGAGAAUCUGUCCAGUGCAGUGGUAGAUGCCUGCUUGGUGUCCCUCAAGGAGGAAUGGAUGAACAAAGUGAAGGUGCUUUUCAAGUUCUCUCGAGCCGGCAGUCGCUCCCGAGAAGACACGCUGAAGCUGCUGCAGGUUCUGGAGGCUACGGAGGAGGACACACAGAUGCUGAAGUUCUGGAUGACGGGACUGAGUAACCAACACAGGACACACAUGCUGUCAUCAGCAAUCAGCACUUCACCUCCAGUAUAACUUGUCACUAUAACUGUACAGAUGGGAUCACUGGUUGUUUCCAUUGUUAGCUCAGGAAUGAUACAAUGUAAAAUGUAAAGUUGUUGCUAGAACAUACAUGUAGAGAAUAGUGAAUUCAGAUGCUGAUAUAAACUUCAGAGUAAAAGCCUUUAUUUUGAAAUACACCAAUAUUUUCAUUAUUUUGGUGUUGUAAGGCUAUAUCCGGAAAUGUCUAUGUUGGGAAAUACAUGGGAAGUUAUUACAAUGUGCACAAAAAUGUAUUUGUGUCAAGUGGUAACAGUACUAGUGCUGCAUAUUUCUAAUGAUAAAUUGUAUGGUACAUGUAUGUUAUUCAGUGCAAUGAACUGUAAUUUUGAAUUGUAAAUAUAAACAAUGAAGACUAUGUCCUUAGAAUUACCGUUAAAAUACAAUGCAUAUGUAUGGUUUGAUAUGCAGUUAAACUGUUAAUGCAAUAUUUGGUACAAAUGUAUCAUUGAAAAUUGUUGGUAGCAGGAUUAUGGCACUAAAACUAGUUACCUGAUUAAGAAUUGAUAAGAAAAUCCAAUCUAUAACUAUCUAUGACGGUAGAAAUAACAACUUCUCAAUAAUAGAA